AUGAGGAUUAUGAUCAAAGGAGGUGUGUGGAAGAACACCGAAGAUGAGAUCCUCAAAGCCGCCGUCAUGAAGUACGGCAAGAACCAAUGGGCUCCAGUCUCCUCUCUUCUCGUUCGUAAGUCCGACAAACAGUGUAAAGCUCGCUGGUACGAGUGGCUCGAUCCUUCUAUCAAAAAGACUGAAUGGAGCAGAGAAGAAGAUGAGAAGCGUCUACAUCUCGCGAAGCUUCUACCUACUCAGUGGAGAACCAUCGCUCCUAUUGUGGGACGCACGUGCCUUGAGAGGUACGAGAAGCUUCUUGACGCAGCUUGCACUAAGGACGAGAAUUACGAAGCAGCGGAUGAUCCGCGGAAGCUACGACCUGGCGAGAUUGAUCCCGACCCGGAGUCAAAGCCUGCUCGUCCUGAUCCAGUUGACAUGGACGAAGACGAAAAAGAGAUGCUUUCUGAAGCGAGAGCGAGGAAGAGGAAGCCAAAGGGGAUUGACUAUAAUGCGGAGAUUCCUUUUGAGAAGAGGGCUCCUGCUGGGUUUUAUGUCACUGCAGAUGAAGAUCGUCCUGCUGAUCAGGUGAAGUUUCCGACUACCAUUGAGGGGCUUGAAGGGAAGAGGAGGACAGAUGUGGAGGCACAGUUUCGGAAGCAAGAUGUUGCUAGGAACAAGAUUGCUGAGAGAUAG
Molecule: messenger RNA, 675 nt
Organism: Eruca vesicaria subsp. sativa (arugula)
Lineage: Eukaryota; Viridiplantae; Streptophyta; Magnoliopsida; Brassicales; Brassicaceae
Source: the annotation of a GenBank genome assembly